Messenger RNA from Bipolaris victoriae FI3, 1740 nucleotides. RefSeq lists its product as hypothetical. Gene Ontology annotation, cellular component: membrane. NCBI's taxonomy places the organism in Eukaryota, Fungi, Ascomycota, Dothideomycetes, Pleosporales, Pleosporaceae. The transcript is spliced from 4 exons. The coding region runs from base 1 to 1740 and encodes 579 amino acids. Gene Ontology annotation, molecular function: carbohydrate:proton symporter activity. The record is from RefSeq and is a predicted model, not a curated record. Gene Ontology annotation, biological process: transmembrane transport; carbohydrate transport.
AUGCCGUCUCAUGAUACGAAAUCAGCACAUGAGGCCACGUACGCUGACCAGCAGCCCGUGGGUCUACACAUCAGGGACUCAUCAAGCCUGGCCAGUACCCCAAAUACUUCACCUUUUCCACCGACAGUCUCGAUAUCAGAGUCGUUGAAUCCCUUUACAGACCGUUCUAACCGCGCAAUGGAGGCGAGCAACAAUGCUGAAUGCUCAAUGACACUCAGACAGGGUGUUAAGCUUUACCCAAAAGCCAUCAUAUGGUCAGUGUUAUUGUCGAUGACGCUCAUCAUGGAAGGAUAUUCCACAAUUCUAGUACCCAACCUGUUCGCCAUGGGCCCUUUCAAGGAACGUUUUGGCACCUUGCAACCCAAUGGGGACUAUGAGAUCAGCGCUACUUGGCAAGGCGCAUUCGUCAACGGAGGCCUCGCAGGCCAGAUUUUAGGUCUCUUCGCUACAGGCACUCUAGCCGAGUGCAUUGGAUACCGACGCACUCUUAUGGUUGGACUGGUCUCGAUGACUGUCUUCAUACUAAUACCAUUCUACGCUACAACCAAGGUGGUGUUGCUGGCUGGUCAGUGUCUGUUGGGGGUGCCCUGGGGAAUGUUCCAAUGCAUCUGUACAGUUUACGCAGCCGACGUUUGUCCCGUAGCUCUCCGGGCAUAUUUGACAACAUAUGUCAAUGCAUGCUGGGUGCUCGGACAACUCAUCGCUUCCAUUGUUUUGCGCUGCAUGAUCGCUGACACCUCAUCAUGGGCAUACCGCAAACCAUUUGCACUCCAGUGGAUUUUCCCUGUACCGAUACUCGUCGCGGUUUACCUAGCCCCAGAGUCUCCAUGGUGGCUCAUCAGACAAAACAACUUCGCUGAUGCAAAGAAAUCCCUUCGCCGCCUACGAACCAAGCCCAAGUACGUCUCCGAUGCCGAAUUCGAUGCUGGGAUAAAUGCCACAUUGCACAACAUGGUAAAGACGAACGAAAAGGAACUGCAGAUGCAGAGCGGGACAAGCUACAAAGACUGCUUCAAAGGGAUCGAUAGGCGCCGAACAGAGAUUACGUGUAUGGUUUGGUUGGUUCAGACACUAUGCGGUGGCUCAUUUAUGGGCUUCUCAACAUAUUUUUAUGAACAAGCUGGUCUUGGGGCUUCAUCUGCCUUCACUCUAUCGCUAAGCCAGUUUGCGCUUGGCUUUCUCGGUGUCGGGGUAUCCUGGGGUCUGAUGGUUGCUUUCGGGCGUCGCAGCCUCUACAUUUCCGGCCAAAUACUGACGUUCAUCUUUGUCUCGUUUAUCGGCAUCUUCGCCUUCGCGGAUCUACCGCCCGACGAACUCAACUGGGCCAUCGCUGGGCUGUUGUUAGCUUUCACUCUCACAUACGAUGCAACGAUCGGGCCUAUUUGCUACGCUCUUGUAUCGGAGAUCCCCUCUACGCGAUUACGUAGCAAAACUAUUGUUCUCGCGCGCAAUUGCUACAACAUCUCCGGCAUCGUCGCCAACAUCAUUACACCGCGCAUGCUCAACCCCACAGCGUGGGGCUGGGGUGCACGAACCGGCUUCUUUUGGGCUGGCACAGGCAUCAUGGGUAUCUUGUGGACCUGGUUCCGGCUCCCAGAACCGAAGGGUAGAACAUUCGCGGAACUUGACGAGCUCUUCGAAACGAAAGUGGCUGCAAGGAAGUUCAGUAAGACGAAUCUAAGACCCCCUGAGCGCGCGGUGAAUACUGUCACGGUGACAUUUGGGAAGCGUACGGGAUAA